This is a messenger RNA of Glycine soja, 896 nucleotides long. RefSeq names its product ribosomal RNA large subunit methyltransferase E. Gene Ontology annotation, biological process: RNA methylation. The transcript has 2 exons. The record is from RefSeq and is a predicted model, not a curated record. Lineage: Eukaryota; Viridiplantae; Streptophyta; Magnoliopsida; Fabales; Fabaceae. Gene Ontology annotation, molecular function: rRNA (uridine-2'-O-ribose)-methyltransferase activity. Bases 87 to 752 code for a protein of 221 amino acids.
UAAAAUGAUGAGUAAAUUAUUUUGACCUAAACCUUAACCUUAACCUAUGUUUAAAAAAUAAAUUAUUUUGAAACCCUAGGUUGGAGAUGGUGGUGGGAGGAACAGCAGAUUUCUUCUACAAAGAAGCUCAACGGUUAGGGUAUGUGGCUCGCUCCGCCUUCAAGCUCCUUCAGAUACAGAACCAGCACAAGAUUAUCAGCCCUGGCUCCUCCAUUCUCGACCUCGGCUGCGCCCCCGGCGGGUGGCUCCAGGUGGCUUGCCAGAGCUUGGGUCCCUUCCGCGGCGGCGGCUCCGUCCUCGGCGUCGACACAAAGAAGGUCAAGGUACCCCCUCUCCACUGCGAUUCUAGGGUUCAGACCAUCUCCGCUGACGUCACCACGCUCCCCCACCAGCGUCUAAAAGCUCUUUCUCCCAAGGAGAAAGGGUUCUCCGUGAUUCUCUCGGAUAUGUGUCCCUUGGUUUCUGGAAUCACCACCAAAGACGCUGCUUUGUCGUUUGAGCUUGGGAUGCGUGCCUUGGAUUUGGCUCUUGGCAGCAGAAUUCACCUGGAGCCAAGUGAUUGUGUAGGAGUCUUGAAAGUUGGAGGGCACCUUGUUAUUAAGCUUCUGGAGAGUGAAGAUGCAAAAGAAAUCAACCAGAUUUCUAAACCCUUAUUUAGGAAGACUUCGUGGCUCAGGCCUAAAGCGACAAGGCCUUCGUCAAGAGAGAUUUAUUUGAUAUGUCAAGGCUUAAAGCCAGACGCUAUGACAUAGAUAACACUUCCUUCUUUUAGUAUGUUUGCUUGCACAUGUACCAUUUGAUGGAUGCUGAUUGUGAAAUUCAUUAUUUUUCUAGCUAGCUUUCGAUGCUUAUUAGUCUAUGAAAAUGGACUCCUCUGCCUGAGGGGUUCUUAUUCA